AUGCGGACGCUCCGGCCCUGCGCUGACACGUCCACGGCGCGCAGCUGCGACCCAUCCGAAACCACAGCCGAGGCAAGAGGCACUGCCCACGUUGCGGCCGCCACGUUUGAAUCGGGCGGUCACGCCACCGCUGCUGGCGCGCAGCCACGCGAGAUGCCGAAAAAGGAUCAGCAGGGUUCCUGCGCGCCCCACGUGAACGCACCGACCUUGGCUACCUCCCACUCUCGUAAACACCAGUCUACCAUACUCCAGAGUCAGCAAGAAGUGAAGCGGGCACCGACUCAGAUGAAGUGCCGGCUGCAAGUCGAGAGGGAACCCCGCAACGCGACGGUAGCUGUGCGGACUAUAGGCGGGCGUGGCAGACAGCGCGCCCUGCCGGGGGAGAAGCAAGGCUCAAGGACGGAAAUGACACAUCCUACGAGCACAGUAGACAAGGCGGGUUUCCCUCAGGGACGCACGUCCCCACACAAAGAAGGUAGAUGUCAGUCUUCUUCUUACGCGCCGAACGGUAAAUCGAGAAGCGUUUCACUGGCACGCCGCCAGGCAGCGGUGCCCAGGCCGUGCGCAGGCUCGAGCCAAAAUCUUCAUCAGCCGAGCAAGCCGCGGUCGUAUCACCAUUCUCUAAAACAUUCCGCAGACAACUGCGCGAAGCGUACUACGUCAAAGAAACGAAACGAGGUGCCGUACUUCGCGCCGCUCCCGCCUCCGCUCGCCCGCAGAUACCCGGGUGCAAAAGGGCAGGACUGUAGGCACGCACCCGGGCGCCCAGUUUUGCGCAGUCCGCUGACUUCGUUUAUGCUUGAGGAUCGAACCGAUCCAGCCACGGACGGGAAUCAACCGCAAGCUCCGCUGCAUGCGCAGUCUGGCAUCGUGCCUGUGAACGGCCAGGAGGUCGACACCGCCUUCGGCGGGGGUUCGACUUUCCUUACCACUACAGUAGACGAUCCGACUAGCCAGUUUCCUCCACAAGAUGCAGGACACUUUCCUGCUGAAGGCGAGGAAAGACGUCGUAGUCCAGAAGCCGCUGCGACUAGCAUUCUAGAAGCCGCAAGAUCGGUCGAGGCCUCCUGCCACUCUCGGGAAAUCUCUGGAAUGCAGCUGGCGCAGAUGAACGGCCCUUCGCGCGAAAGUGUCUCUCGAGGCUCGGAGGCGGCUGCCCAGGCUACGGUAGCUGCACCGACUACAACUGAGCGUGACGGGCAGCACGUCCUAUCAAAAUCGAAUCAACCCGCGAGGACGAAAAUGACGCACCCUAUGAGCACAUCAGAGAACGGAGGCCGCCAGGCAGGGAAGUCCAAACCAGGCGCCGCCGCGAGUCCGAAUAUUGAUCAGCAGAGCAAGCAGCGGCCAUAUCACCAUUCUCUGAGACGUCCCGCAGACAACAGCGCAAAGCCUACGACGUCACUGAAGCGAAUCGAGGCGCUUCGCUCGGCACUGCUCCCGCCUCCGGUGGCACGCAAAUACCCUGGGGUGAGAGAGCACGGCCCCAAGCAGGAACCCCGGCAGAUUUUGAGGCCUCCGGUCUUGCACAGUUCCCUGACACCGUAUACGCUGGAGUGCGGACCCGAUCAAGCCGGAGAGGUCACUUACCUGGCGCCCGACCCGCAAAUGUCGCCCGGGGUCAUGCGCAGUGGGCGGCGAGGAAGACCAUACCGGCUCGGCGAGCAGCUCAACUUACUUGGCAACCAGAACGAGAGUCUGUCCGAAUAG
Molecule: messenger RNA, 1710 nt
Organism: Rangifer tarandus platyrhynchus (Svalbard reindeer)
Lineage: Eukaryota; Metazoa; Chordata; Mammalia; Artiodactyla; Cervidae
Source: the annotation of a GenBank genome assembly